UUUCUUCAGAAAAUGAUUCUCUACAACUUCACUGUAGAGAUUUUUAUAAACAAGCAAGCCGUUUGGCAAAUACAGCUAUUUGUUUGAAAAAAUUCAAAUUUUUUUGUUAAAGAAAUAGCUGUAUUUCUAAACGGCUUGCUUGUUUAAAAAUCCCCACGGUGAAGUUGUACAGAAUAAUUUUCUGAAGAAAAUAAGCCAUUUCAUUGAAAUCGAAUCAUUUUUAAAAAAUUCUGUAGAAGCGAUAUAACAAAAAAAUGUUAUACAAUGAAAAUUGUAUAAACAAAUAAAUUUUGCAGGUUUUAAAUUUUUUUCUUGAAAAUUAAUUAUUUUUUUCAAGAGGUCUGCAUUUCCGUGGAUAAACGUCCUUAAGUUGCAUUACACUACAUAUACACGGAAAAAAUAAGUCAGCAAAACUUUCAUAAACUAGUAUUUCACUUUUGGACGGGAACGAAAGUUGUUCAAAAAGUAUAGACACAGUUUAUUAAGAAAACAAAACUAAUUAUAAAAAUGUGAACUGUGUAUACGAGCCGAUGCUCAAUGUGCUCUGAUGUUUCAGAAUCAGUUUAUCAAACUUUCAUAAACUCUCAGCUAGAACUUAAGUACGAGUACCAAAGAUUUCGUAACACUUAUAUGCAUAAAAAUUCGACGACAGUCAACCAAAAUAAUACUUGUAAACUCACAAAAAAUUUAGAAAAAUUAAAAAAAAUUUCACAUUCAGGGGUAUUUUUUUACUUAAUUUGUACAUCACUUGAAACACAAUUAUUAAUAUCUUAUAUACGCACUAUACACAAUUUUAUCGACAUUAAAAUUCGGAAUUCGCUUCCGCGGGAUUCGAACCUACCUACCUACCUACCUAAGAUAUAUAACGCAUGUUCGGAAUUUUAGAAAAAGUCUACGAUUCUUUCGUUGACUGCUGUCUUAACUACUCUCUUCUGUGUUUCAAACUUUCGAACCUCAAUUAUUACAAUUUUGUAAAACUUUUUAUAGAAAUUUGACAAUCUUUAAACAAUAUUAUUAAAAACUGUUCAAUAUAGAUUAACAAACUGCUCUUUCUAUACACGUUUGUCAAUAAUUUCUUGCCUCUGUUUCACUUUUUUGGUAAAGUUUAUGCUUCAUUACUAAAAAGUGUAUGAAACGUUUAAAAAUUUGUGCCCGUCCAAAAGUGAUAGAAAAAGUUAGGAAAUUUUAUAGAACAAGAAUGAAAAAAGAUGAAAAUUGAGAUGACUGGGGAGAGUCAUUGAAGGUACCUUCGAAAAAAGUUUGAAGAAAUUCCUGCAGUUUUUUUAUACAGAAAUCAUUUUUCUUAAUUCAUUUGCAAGCAUGAUUUUCUGCAAGUUGUAUCGUACAAUCAAAAUAUGUUUAGAAAAUUUUAUUUAUGAAUUUUUUACAAAUAUAAACAUCUUUGUAAGUCUGGAUAAUAUCUAAGAUAUUAUCCUACUCCACAACUAGACACUAGGUUUCAUCAGAGCUAUAUUUUACAAUGAAACCUAAAGUUUAGGAAAUUCUCGCUGGAAUGCUUUCCUUAACUGAAUUCAUGACUUCUGGUGGUGAAGGUGCAAUACAUAUGACAAAAGAUCUUUCAUUUUUUCAAUGAAGUCUGCUCUUGUAUUACUUGGGCUUCUACAAUUGACCGUAAUUGCCUUAGCUGGCUGGAAAUUGGAGUGGAACGAUGAAUUCAAUGGGAACUAUUUGGAUUCUUCUAAAUGGGACAUCGAAGUAAAUUGUUGGGGUGGUGGAAAUCUUGAGAAGCAGUGUUACACAUCACGCCGGGAAAAUGUUUUCGUUUCUGGUGGAUCCUUACAUUUAAGACCAGUACGUGGAACUUAUCAAGGAUCAAACCAAGGUUGUACUUUAAACAAUGAAAACUCUUGCACAUGGACUCAACCAGCUACUUCUGGCCGCGUCAGAACAUUGAAAGCUUUCAAUGGAUCCUGGAAAUAUGGCAGAUUUGAAGCGAGAGCCAAAUUACCUAAAGGAAAUUUCUUGUGGCCUGCUUUUUGGAUGUUACCGACGGACAACAUUUAUGGGGGUUGGGCUGCAUCUGGAGAAUUUGAUAUCAUGGAGUCCCGUGGACAAAAUCCCACCAAAGUUUCUUCUGCUCUUCAUUUUGGUGGUCAAUGGCCCAACAACAAAUUCACUAGUUCCGGUGACAAGGAUUUCGGCUUUGAUUUUACUGCCGAUUUCCAUAUCUUCGCUAUGGAAUGGAAUUCUAAAGAUAUUAAAUUUUAUGUUGAUAAUAAGCUGACCUGGACUCAAAGUUUGGAAAAAUCGUAUGGAAGCAUUUAUCCCAGAAAUGGAGCCCCCUUUGAUCAGAAAUUCCACAUUUUAUUAAAUGUUGCUAUUGCUGGAGGAUUCUUCGACCCUGCCAAAUACGGACAAUUCGACAUCAAUACUGCCGGUCCCACAUGGACUCAAGCCUACCAAAUCGACUAUGUCCGUGUAUACAAAUGGGUUUGAAAAUUGUAUUUCAAUAGAAAAAUCAAAUUUUACAAAAUAAAUUAAAUGUUAUAAAAUUAAUUAAAACAAAAUUAUUUAAAUAUUUCGACGCUUCCAGUCGGGAAACUGAUAUUUUAGUUUUCAAUUCAAUGUAAAUCUAUCUCAAGAACAAGGUUUAAAAUUAAGGCAAUAGGCUAUAUUUUCUAUUUGCUACUUUGAACAUUAUUGAAUUUCUCAAAAAACUGUUAAUUGAAAGUUACCAAGAAUCAUAUUGAAUUAUAUAAUAUAUAUUAAUUUAAAUAAAAUAACAAUUAAUAAUCAAUCAUUAAAAAAUACUUUCAGGAAGAUUUAUUUUAGUUGUCAUUUUCUUGCAUUGGAUUUUGAGGUAGCAUUAUUUUUAAUUGACUGAAGAAUGAUUAAGAAUUGUCUUGCGUAAAUUUUCAGGUUAACUGCAUCUUGUAAUUAUUUUUGAAAUAGAUUUAUAUUGAAUUGACAUCUGAAAAAGCAUUUUCCCGAUGAGAAGCGUCGAUUUAUUUUGGGGUUAUUUAGUAAAUUUGAAGUAAAAAAUAAAGAUUUAAUAAAUGAAAUUAGUUUAAUAGAAAUUUAUACGACGUCUUUUAUAAUUUAGAAUUAAUUUCUCUUUAAAUAAAUUUAUUAAUUCAUUAUAAAUUUUUUUUAAAUUAUUUAAAAUUAAUUUUUUAUUGUAUAAACAAUAUAAUUACUUAACCCCUUCGCAGUGUAGCAAAAAUAAAGCUUCAGUGCCCCGUAUGUGUGGGAAAAAAAAUUUUUUUUUUUAAAAUUGAUAUUAAAAAAAAACCCGAAAAUCUAAGAAUACCCAUUGACAAGUUUAUUGUAUUGUUAAAAUAAUGAAGUAAACGAUUAUUAAAAUAAUGAAGUAAACUAUCGAUAAUUUAUCAUA
Molecule: messenger RNA, 3355 nt
Organism: Leptopilina boulardi
Lineage: Eukaryota; Metazoa; Arthropoda; Insecta; Hymenoptera; Figitidae
Product: glucan endo-1,3-beta-glucosidase-like
Exons: 2
Coding region: 1591-2457 (288 amino acids)
Biological process (GO): lipid metabolic process; carbohydrate metabolic process
Cellular component (GO): membrane
Molecular function (GO): hydrolase activity, hydrolyzing O-glycosyl compounds; oxidoreductase activity, acting on the CH-CH group of donors
Source: RefSeq, a predicted model, not a curated record